GCUAGGCAAGUGGAGGAUCCAGGGCUCCUAGCAAGCAGGCUCCAACACCUACUGACUGCUCUCUCUCUCUCUCUGUCUCUCUCUCUCUCUCUCUCUCUGUCUCUGUUUCUCUUUCUCUCUCUCUCUUUCUCUCUCUCUCUUUCUCUCUCUCUCUUUCUCUCUCUCUCUUUCUCUCUCUCUCUCUCUUUCUCUCUCUCUCACUCUCUCUCUGCUCUACUUUGUGCUCAACCGGCCAGAUAGACAUCACACACACACACACACACACACACAGAGGCACGCGUGGGGACAGGGAUCAUCCCUGAUCCACAACAACCAUGCAGCGCAUAUUGAAUGGACAUCACAUUGCAGAGAUGUCUGAAACCCGACCGGGACUACUGACUGUGUGAGGAAUAACAUUCUUCACAGGAGGAUACCAUUCUGACCAGACCAGGAGAGACAGAGAGAAGGAGAGAGAGAGAGAGAGAUAAAGCCCUUGAAUUGAAUUGAAGUGAAUUGAAUUGAGAGAGAGAGAGAGAGAGAAGAAGAAACUGAACGAGUGAGAAGAAAAAUAAGAUAUUUGGGAUGGUGGCAGCGUUCCAACAUUCCCACCUCCGUUCCAGACGUUCCUCCCUACUCCUGGUCUCUUUGGGAAGCACAAACGGAACCAAAGAACCCGAACUUUCCUCACUCCUCUACCUGCGUGGAAGUUAAUCCAUCCCAUUCCCUCUAUCCCCUUCUCCCCCCCUCUCUCAACUCCGUCCAUCCCAUUCCCUCUAUCCCCUUCUUCCCACCUCACUCACUCACCUCCAUCCAUCCCAUUCCCUCUAUCCCCUUCUCCCCCCCUCUCACCUCAUCCAUCCCAUUCCCUCUAUCCCCUUCUCCCCCCCUCUCACCUCAUCCAUCCCAUUCCCUCUAUCCCCUUCUUCCCCCUCUCUCACCUCCAUCCAUCCCAUUCCCUCUAUCCCCUUCUCCCCCUCUCUCACCUCCGUCCAUCCCAUUCCCUCUAUCCCCUUCUUCCCCCUCUCUCACCUCAUCCAUCCCAUUCCCUCUAUCCCCUUCUCCCCCCCUCUCUCACCUCAUCCAUCCCAUUCCUUCUAUCCCCUUCUCCCCCCCUCUCUCACCUCAUCCAUCCCAUUCCCUCAAUCCAUUAUGCACUCGUCCACCUCCAUUACGUCCCUCUUCUCCUUCACCAGUCCAGCGGUGAAGAGGCUGCUGGGAUGGAAACAGGGCGAUGAAGAGGAGAAGUGGGCGGAGAAGGCUGUGGACUCCCUGGUGAAGAAAGUAAAGAAGAAGAAAGGAGCGAUGGAGGAGCUGGAGAGAGCUCUCAGUUGCCCCGGAAAACCCAGUAAGUGUGUGACGAUCCCUCGGUCUCUGGACGGUCGUCUCCAGGUAUCCCAUCGUAAAGGUCUCCCCCACGUCAUCUACUGCAGAGUGUGGAGGUGGCCCGACCUACAGUCUCAUCAUGAACUCAAGGCCUUGGAGUGCUGCCAAUUCGCCUUCGGAUCCAAACAGAAAGACAUCUGUAUCAACCCCUACCACUACAGACGGGUAGAGACACCAGUGCUUCCCCCAGUGUUGGUCCCCCGCCACAGUGAGUUUAACCAACACAGUCUACUGGCUAAGUUCCGGAACGCCUCUCUCCACCACGAGCCACUGCUGCCACAGAACGCCACCUACCCAGACUCCUUCCUUCCUGUCCUAUGCCCCUCCUCCUCCCUUCCUGUCCUAUGCCCCUCCUCCUCCGUCAACCAGCCCCCAACCCCCCGCAGCUACCCUAACUCCCCCAGGAGAACAGCAGUGCCAGCCAGCCCGUACCACAUCACAGCUCAGAGACCCCCUCCCCCCUAUAACAUGAUGGAGACGGCCCCAACAGAGGACGUCAAACCCGGAGACCCCUCUAAUACACACAAGCUCACCUUCUCAGCUCCACACAGAGACCUGCGGCCUGUGUGUUAUGAGGAGCCAGAGUACUGGUGUUCAGUGGCGUACUACGAGCUGAACAACCGUGUCAGAGAGACGUUCCACGCCUCGUCCCGUAGCGUCCUGGUGGACGGCUUCACCGACCCCUCCAACAACAACAACCGCUUCUGUCUCGGCCUGCUGUCUAACGUCAACCGUAACUCAACCAUCGAACACACACGCAGGCACAUAGGAAAAGGUGUCCAUCUCUACUACGUGGGUGGUGAGGUGUAUGCCGAGUGUCUGAGUGACAGCAGUAUCUUCGUCCAGAGUCGUAACUGUAACUAUCAGCAUGGUUUCCAUGCCACCACCGUGUGUAAGAUCCCCAGCGGCUGUAGUCUAAAGAUCUUCAACAACCAGCUGUUCGCCGAGCUCCUCUCUCAGUCCGUCAACCACGGCUUCGAGGUGGUCUACGAACUCACCAAGAUGUGUACUAUACGCAUGAGCUUCGUCAAGGGCUGGGGUGCAGAGUACCACCGCCAGGACGUCACCAGCACCCCCUGCUGGAUAGAGGUGCACCUGCACGGCCCUCUGCAAUGGCUGGACAAGGUCCUCACACAGAUGGGCUCUCCCCACAGCCCCAUCUCCUCUGUGUCCUAACACACACACACACAACCCCAUCUCCUCUGUGUCCUAACACACACACACAACCCCAUCUCCGUGUCCUAACACACAUCUCCAUGUGUCUCUGUGCUUAUCUCCAUUGAUGCUAUUGGAAAUAGCCUUACUGGAAACAACCAUCAGUUCUGAAUUAAACGACAUUAUGUUUCAGUUCAUGGCAGGUAAUCACACGUAGGUUGAACUAGGAACAACGCUUCACACACACACACGGUAUGGUUGUAGCUACUAGUGUCGUAACCAUGGUUUGAAUGGUCCUUCAGACAGCCUUUACUGUGAGCUACAAGGCAGCAUUCAACCACACGUAGCCGCUUAAAUAAACCUUUAACUGCACUCACAGACAAGGAAUGUGUCCCCAAUGGUACCCUGUUACAUUUACAGGGCACAGGAGUCCUGUAGAGCCCUAUUGGAGCCCUGUAGAGCCCUAUGGGAGUCCUGUAGAGCCCUAUUGGAGUCCUGUAGAGCCCUAUUGGAGUCCUGUAGAGCCCUAUUGGAUCCCUUUUGGAGCCCUGUAGAGCCCUAUGGGAGUCCUGUAGAGCCCUAUUGGAGUCCUGUAGAGCCCUAUGGGAGUCCUGUAGAGCCCUAUGGGAGUCCUGUAGAGCCCUAUGGGAUCCCUAUGGGAGUCCUGUAGAGCCCUAUGGGAGUCCUGUAGAGCCCUAUGGGAGUCCUGUAGAGCCCUAUGGGAGUCCUGUAGAGCCCUAUUGGAUCCCUAUGGGAGUCCUGUAGAGCCCUAUUGGAGUCCUGUAGAGCCCUAUGGGAUCCCUAUUGGAGUCCUGUAGAGCCCUAUGGGAGUCCUGUAGAGUCCUGUAGAGCCCUAUGGGAUCCCUAUUGGAGUUGGUUGAAGUGUACCUAUGAUGAAAAUUACAGGCCUCUCUCAUCUUUUGAAGUGGCAGAAUUUGCACAAUUGGUGGCUGACUAAAUACUUUUUUGCCCCACUGUACAUUUACAGCAAAUACUAAUCCAGAUUUAAACGUCCACUACGAUGUUUUAUACGAAAAACAUAUUUACUUCAUGUUUACUAAUGUUUAAUGGUUUCUUUACUUCAUGUUUACCAAUGUCUAAUGGUUUCUUUACUUCAUGUUUACCAAUGUCUAAUGGUUUCUUUACUUCAUGUUUACCAAUGUCUAAUGGUUUCUUUACUUCAUGUUUACCAAUGUCUAAUGGUUUCUUUACUUCAUGUUUACCAACGUCUAAUGGUUUCUUUACUUCAUGUUUACCAAUGUCUAAUGGUUUCUUUACUUCAUGUUUACCAAUGUCUAAUGGUUUCUUUACUUCAUGUUUACCAAUGUCUAAUGGUUUCUUUACUUCAUGUUUACCAAUGUCUAAUGGUUUCUUUACUUCAUGUUUACCAAUGUCUAAUGGUUUCUUUACUUCAUGUUUACCAAUGUCUAAUGGUUUCUUUACUUCAUGUUUACCAAUGUCUAAUGGUUUCUUUACUUCAUGUUUACCAAUGUCUAAUGGUUUCUUUACUUCAUGUUUACUAAUGUCUAAUGGUUUCUUUACUUCAUGUUUACCAAUGUCUAAUGGUUUCUUUACUUCAUGUUUACCAAUGUCUAAUGGUUUCUUUACUUCAUGUUUACCAAUGUCUAAUGGUUUCUUUACUUCAUGUUUACUAAUGUCUAAUGGUUUCUUUACUUCAUGUUUACCAAUGUCUAAUGGUUUCUUUACUUCAUGUUUACCAAUGUCUAAUGGUUUCUUUACUUCAUGUUUACCAAUGUCUAAUGGUUUCUUUACUUCAUGUUUACUAAUGUCUAAUGGUUUCUUUACUUCAUGUUUACCAAUGUCUAAUGGUUUCUUUACUUCAUGUUUACUAAUGUCUAAUGGCAUUCGUUUUGCUUAUUUCAUUAAAGCUUUUUCCUUAGCAUUUAAAGCUUUUUCCUUAGCAUGUAAAGCUUUUUCCUUAGCAUGUAAAGUAGUAUUUAUUUUAUGUAUAUUUAUCAUACACUGGUGAACUAUUCUCAUAAGCCCUUAUACUAGUGUUCUCUGUGAAUAAGGCCCGGAGUCAAGUCCAUUGACAUUUAAAGGUAAUUUCCUAUUGAGCUGACAUAAAGUGUUUACAAUGAAUGGGAUCUCUGCAUAUGCGGGCACAUCACCUUUAAAAGGGACCAUUGUAAACGUGCAAUAGGCUUGAAUCCCGGCCUAGAUUCUAGUUGUUGUACUGGUGAUUCUUACGAAACAUAGUGAACACUAGAAAACGCUCUCGAUAUGUUUAAUGGAUUUCAUAGACAGGAGGACCAUCACAUUCAUCAUUAUUCUCAUUUGAUGUUUACAUACACCUUAGUUUACAUACACCUUAGUUUACAUACACCUUAGUUUACAUACACCUUAGUUUACAUACACCUUAGUUUACAUACACCUUAGUUUACAUACACCUUAGUUUACAUACACCUUAGUUUACAUACACCUUAGUUUACAUACACCUUAGCCAAAUACAUUUAAACUCAGUUUUUCACAAUUCCUUAACUUUAAUCCGAGUAAAAAAUUCCCUGUCUUAGAUCAGUUAGGAUCACCACUUUAUUUUAAGAAUGUGAAAUGUCAGAAUAAUAGUAGAGAGAAGGAUUUAUUUCAGCUCUUAAUUUCUUUCAUCACAUUCCCAGUGGGUCAGAAGUUUACAUACACUCAAUUAGUAUUUGGUAGCAUUGCCUUUACAUUGUUUAACUUGGGUCAAACUUUUCGGCUAGCCUUCCACAAGCUUCCCACAAUAAGUUGGGUGAAUUUUGGCCCAUUCCUCCUGACAGAGCUGGUGUAACUGAGUCAGGUUUGUAGGCCUCCUUGCUCGCACACGCUUUUUCAGUUCUGCCCACAAAUGUUCUAUAGGAUUGAGGUCAGGGCUUUGUGAUGCCACUCCAAUACCUUGACUUUGUUGUCCUUAAGCCAUUUUGCCCCAACUUUGGAAGUAUGCUUGGGGUCAUUGUACAUUUGGAAGACUCACUUGCGACCAAGCUUUAACUUCCUGACUGAUGUUGCUUCAAUAUAUCCACAUCAUUUUCCUACCUCAUGAUGCCAUCUAUUUUGUGAAGUGCACCAGUCCCUCCUGCAGCAAAGCACCACCACAACAUGAUGCUGCCACCCCCGUGCUUCACGGUUGGAAUGGUGUUCUACAGCUUGCACGCCUCUCCCUUUUUCCUCCAAACAUAACGAUGGUUAUUAUGGCCAAACAGUUCUAUUUUUGUUUCAUCAGACCAGAGGACAUUUCUCCAAAAAGUACGAUCUUUGUCCCCAUGUGCAGUUGCAAACCGUAGUCUGGCUUUUUUAUGGUGGUUUUGGAGCAGUGGCUUCUUCCUUGUUGAGCGUCCUUUCAGGUUAUGUCGAUAUAGGACUCGUUUUACUGUGGAUAUAGAUACUUUUGUACCUGUUUCCUCCAGCAUCUUCACAAGGUCCUUUGCUGUUGUUCUGGGAUUGAUUUGCACCAGAGUACAUUCAUCUCUAGGAGACAGAACGCGUCUCCUUCCUGAGUGGUAUGACGGCUGCGUGGUCCCAUGGUGUUUAUACUUGUGUACUAUUGUUGGUACAGAUGAACGUGGUAACUUCAGGCGUUUGGAAAUUUGCUCCCAAGGAUGAAUCAGACUUGUGGAGGUCUACAAUUAUUUUUCUGAGGUCUUGGCUGAUUCCUUUUGAUUUUCCCAUGAUGUCAAGCAAAGAGGCACUGAGUUUGAAGGUAGGCCUUGAAAUACAUCCACAGGUACACCUCCAAUUGACUCAAAUGAUGUCAGUUAGCCUAUCAGAAGCUUAUAAAGCCAUGACAUUUUUCUGGAAAUUUCGAAGCUGUUUAAAGGCACAGUCAACUUAGUGUAUGUAAACUUCUGACCCACUGGAAUUGUGAUACAGUGAAAUAAUCUGUCUGUAAAUAAUUGUUGGAAAAAUGACUUGUCAUGCACGAACCGACUUGCCAAAACUACAGUUUGUUAACAAGAGAUCUGUGGAGUGGUUGAACAACGAGUUUUAAUGUCUCCAACCUAGGUGUAUGUAAAUUUCAGACUUCAGCUCUAUCAGGGUAACCAGGCAACCCUGGUUCCUGGGGUACCACAGGCCCUUCCUGUUCACGAUUUAAAUCGAUCUGGAAGACCAGGUGUGUUGAAUUAAAGGCAAUCGCUGAACUGAUCAAUUAGCUCAGUUGGUCAGGUGUUGUGCCUAGUUUGGACACAAAAAUCCAGGAACAGGGUUACCUAUAGAUGACUAAUAGGUUGAAGUUUCCCCCAAUAAUCACUGAUUCCAAGGGCAGAUAUGUUUCUGUCCCCAAAAGCCUCAUUUCUGAAGAACGCAGAAUAAUAUUUACUCACGUAGCACAAAAAAUAUGCCACCGUGGGCAGCCCCCCCAAUUUGUUUUAACAAGGCAGGAUGACAAUUUUGUGUAGCCGGUUGAUAAGAUGCAUUCUUGCGUAGGGUAUACAUCAGGGUUGGGGUCAAUUCCAGUCAAUUCAGAAAGUAAACCUAAUUUAAAUUCCAAACUUUCCUCAUUAAAAAGUAUUGAAGAGAAUUGUAAUGAAUCACCCCGACCCCCUGGUAUAUCAUGGCAUAAAUGAUCAAUAUUAGUAUUAUGGAUAGGUCAUCUGAUCCUAGGUCUGUGGUACAACUUCUACCCCAAGAUACAGAAUACACACAUCACAACAGAUUGUAGAGUUAAAAACACACGGUGGCAAUGAGGUCAGGUGGAGUCCUCGUCUCUCAAAAGGCGAAAUCGCCACGCUAUCUGGCGUAACACAACGACACAGUAGCUCUCGAGUUUUAGUACCUUCUAGAAACCAUGCUAUGGUGUGCAUGAACACACACACGUAACCGCACGCUAAGAAGCAUGA
Molecule: messenger RNA, 7352 nt
Organism: Oncorhynchus nerka (sockeye salmon)
Lineage: Eukaryota; Metazoa; Chordata; Actinopteri; Salmoniformes; Salmonidae
Product: mothers against decapentaplegic homolog 9-like
Biological process (GO): transforming growth factor beta receptor signaling pathway; anatomical structure morphogenesis; BMP signaling pathway
Cellular component (GO): heteromeric SMAD protein complex
Molecular function (GO): RNA polymerase II cis-regulatory region sequence-specific DNA binding; DNA-binding transcription factor activity, RNA polymerase II-specific; I-SMAD binding
Source: RefSeq, a predicted model, not a curated record